This is a messenger RNA of Gavialis gangeticus (Gharial), 1890 nucleotides long. It is a transcript of the gene RSL1D1, whose product is annotated as ribosomal L1 domain containing 1. The transcript has 9 exons. The coding region runs from base 339 to 1688 and encodes 449 amino acids. NCBI's taxonomy places the organism in Eukaryota, Metazoa, Chordata, Crocodylia, Gavialidae. The record is from RefSeq and is a predicted model, not a curated record.
CCUCUUCCCCCGCGACUGGCCGCUCUGACUCCGAGCCGCAGAGCCACGUGCUCAGCUCGGAUACGCGCCCUUCGGGCCUGGAAAAGCCACGAACAGACGCCCCUCGCCCGGGCGGGGGAACCGGCCGCGGCCCCGGCCUUGCCUCGAGCUACGGCCCGUCCUGCUAGGCGGCCGGGGUGGGGGAGAAGGCAGCGGACAGCACAGGUGGCCCCGGCCCGGAAGUGAACGUGAGAGGAAAUCCCUCCCCGGAAGUCCGCCUACUCGCGCUGUGACGCCAUCCGGGCGCGCCGACUCCACGUGGGUGCGGCCGUGGCGGUUUUGCACGUGCGCUCGGUGCCAUGGCGGAGCCGGUAGAGGGGCUGGACCGCGCGCAGGUGCGAAAGGCCGUCCAGGCUCUGCUCGCCUACGUCGCGGCCCGGGCCAGCGCGGAGAAGCCGCUCCUGGGCGGGAGCGAGACCCUCUACUUGAUGGUGACGGUGUGGAAGAUCCCCCCGCUCGAGCGUUCAUUGUUCAUACCACUGCCUCAUGUUAUUCGACCAGAAACAUCUGAAAUUUGCCUGUUUACAAAAGAUGAACCUGAAUUAUCUGCGGAACAGACUGAAAACUUGUACAAGAAACUCUUAAAACAGAAUGGGAUCACAAAUAUCAGCCAGAUCAUUUCUUACAAGACUCUCACACAAGAGUAUAAACCGUAUGAAGCAAAGCGUCGUCUCCUGAACAAAUUUGAUCUCUUUCUGUCUGAUGACCGAAUUAGAAGACUUUUGCCUUCACAUCUAGGCAAAGUGUUUUAUAGAAGUAAAAGAACACCUUUGUCUGUAAACCUGAAAGCCAAAGAUCUUGCUAGGGAGAUAAACAAAUAUAUCCAAGGAACUGUACUUCCAGUUACCAACAAGGGCUGCUGUUAUACAGCACGCAUAGGUCAUACAGGAAUGGGAGCUGAAGAGUUGUUAGAAAACAUUGUUGCUGCUGUUGGGGUGAUUGCCGAUAAGUUGCCAAAGAAGGGGAAAAAUAUUAAAGUUCUUCACCUCAAAACUCCCAAAUCGGUUGCCCUUCCAAUCUUUAACUCACCAGUCUCCAAUUUAGAUGAGCUUGAGAAGCAGCCAUCUGUUCAUAGAAAGGAUGGACAGAAAAAGAAAGAAAAGAAACGAAAGCGGACGAAGGCAGUCGCACAGCAGACUCCAAGGAAAGCUGAAGUGACAGCUGAAACAAGUGAUGCUGCUGCUUCUGCUAAGGAGCCUGAGAUGGAACAGAAGAGAAAAGCAGAAGUGGUAAUAAAAGAAUCGGAUAACAAUAAGGAUGAUGAAGAAAUUCCACAACUAGUUCCUAUUCAAACGGCGAGUAUAAAUGGGCAAGAGAAUGCCGAACCAAAUCGGAGUCCAAAAAAAGGUGUCAAGACUAGAAAUCCCUUAGGUAAAAGAAAGAUGACAGUACAGGCUCAGGAGACUCCAAAAACAAAACUUAAAUUGGCUGAAGGGGCAGAUUUGCAGACCCUCAGUCAACAGAAACAAGGCAAGAAGCUGAGGACCCCGAAGAACAUAGUAAAAGACAAGGAACUGAAAGAGACUCCCAAAAAGUUAGAAGCAAAGUCUGCGACUUCUAAAGGCAGCAAGCUCAUCAAAUCGGUGGAGAAAGCUCCCAAAACGCCAAGACGCAUCCCCAGGAAAAUGAAAGUUCCAUGUUCAGCUUGAACAUUGCCUCUCUUGUACUUCAGCCUUUUAUUUUAAAAGAUCUGAUUAAAUAUAAUUCCUUUUCUAACAAUUCCAAACAAAAGGAACAUACAGGAAAAUUCUUUGUAUGUUGUAUCUUCACUUAUAUUUGUAGUUGCUCGCUGGUGUUUCUUCUACUUCUGGUGCGGCUAGAGACACUUGAAUAAACUUUUAUGUAACUUAA